Anopheles nili is the source of this 1727-nucleotide messenger RNA. RefSeq names its product protein TIS11 (gene Tis11). Bases 117 to 1727 code for a protein of 536 amino acids. Gene Ontology annotation, molecular function: mRNA binding; metal ion binding. The record is from RefSeq and is a predicted model, not a curated record. NCBI's taxonomy places the organism in Eukaryota, Metazoa, Arthropoda, Insecta, Diptera, Culicidae. The transcript has 3 exons.
CACCAAGUAGGCGUCCAAAUACUAUAUUCUACCGGGUAGCUAUUCCGGGAACAUUGUGCCAGCGAAAUUCUGACGAAAAGCAAGAGUACUCGACGCGCGCAACCGCGACACCCAACAUGUCUACUGCAAUAAUGCACAGCACGUCGCUCUACGAUUUUGGAGAGUACCCCCGGAAGAAUCAAACUAAUUCUUCCCGAGGCAACACACAGGUGAUUGUGGGCAGUGGCGGUGUUGGUAGCAACGUAACCAGCGCCAACGGAGCCGGAAACGCUUCCAGCAGCAGCAACAGCAGUCACAUGCUGCUGUCGCAAGGCUUCAGCGUGGCCGCAGCGUUGGCUGCUACCAGCGGCAACAACAAUCUGCUGAAUGCGCAGCAAUCGGUUAACGCUAACCAUCAUGCCCAGCAGCAGCAACAGCAGCAGUCCCAGUCGUCGCAGCAGCUGCUGCAUCAGUACCCAUACGGGGGACUGCACAAGCAAACGGGACAGCAUAAGCAGCAGCAGCAACAGCAGCAGCAUCAUGCAAACAAUGGAGGAGCACAUCAUGCGCUGCAUCGCACCGCAUCGCAACCGUCCGCUCGGUUUGUGGUGGAAAACAUUCUGGAGAUACUGAGCUUGAACAAGGUAAUGGAUAAUGCGGCAAUGGCCGGCAUUACCACUGCCAGUGGCUCCAACAGCGCCAGCAACAGCAGCAGCGCCAAUUCGAUCAACAAUAACAACAACACCAACAACAACAACAGUGGCAACAAUCACACGAGCAACACUUCCUCCUCCUCCGGUCACCGGAAGUUGGAACGAACGCAGUCCGAACCGCUACCACAGCAAGUAAAUACCUCGAGAUACAAAACCGAGCUCUGCCGACCAUACGAGGAGGCAGGAGAGUGCAAGUACGGUGAUAAGUGCCAGUUUGCGCACGGCAUGCAGGAGCUGCGCAAUCUGCAACGCCAUCCGAAGUACAAGACCGAGCUAUGCCGCACAUUCCACAGCGUGGGCUUCUGCCCGUACGGGCCACGGUGCCACUUCGUGCACAAUGCUGAGGAAGCACGCAACCACAACCGCAAUGUGGCUGCGUACCAUGCUCGUCUUGCUGCUGCCGCAGCCGGUAACGCGUCCCAGUCAUCCCAGAGUGCGGCGAAGAACAACGGACCCAGUGCCUUGAACAGUAAUAGUCAGCAGCAGCAUCAUGCCCACCAUGGUCAGCAGCAGCAACAUGUUGCUAGUGGGCUGAACUCCGUCUCGGUGGCGCAGUUACAGACGGCUGCAGCUCUGCUGCAGCAAACCUCGAUUGCUGCUGCACAUCAUCAACAGCAGCAUCAUCUUCAUCAACGUCAGCAGCACCAUCACCAUCAGGUGCCGCUCAGCCCGGCCUUGUCGAUGUCGACUGGUUCCGAUCGAGCUUCACCGAUCGGUUCGCUGUCGCUCAGCCCGACGACUUCGAUGGCCAACUUCUUCCCGGAUGCUAGCAGCCCCACAUUCCAGCAGACCGCUCUCCACCAGGCGUUCAACUUCCAGAACAGCCCUCCGGCCAGCCCGGUUGAUGGGUUGUCUCCGAUGGCCACUCCGCCACCAUCAUCGCCGUCAUUGUGCGCCAUGAAGCUGGGUGGCUCGAUGGUGCUCGGUGGUGUGCAUGGUGGAGGUAACACCAACGCAGGUACGGGCUUGGAAGAGCGACUCCCGGUGUUCAAUCUGCUCAGCUGUAUGGAUCCCUUCGUCAAUCCCGCUCUGUAA